Molecule: messenger RNA, 1250 nt
Organism: Lathyrus oleraceus (garden pea)
Lineage: Eukaryota; Viridiplantae; Streptophyta; Magnoliopsida; Fabales; Fabaceae
Product: protein PHLOEM PROTEIN 2-LIKE A1
Exons: 3
Coding region: 28-927 (299 amino acids)
Molecular function (GO): carbohydrate binding
Source: RefSeq, a predicted model, not a curated record
CGAAAAACAUAUAGCAUACCAACUGAAAUGGGGGCUUCUCUAUCAGAGCUAGAGCAGCAGCACCAACAUCCUCUGGGGGCUUCUCUAUCAGAGCUAGAGCAGCAGCACCAACAUCCUCAAACACAUCAUCAUUCACAGUCACAGCAACAAAAAAAGCAUCACCAACCAAAAGAACCACCAAUCAAAACUAAGGUAAAACUACGAUUAUCUUCCACAGGGAAAAACUUGUUGCUGUCUCCUCAACAAAACAUAGAACCCUCCAGAAAGGUGGUACAAAAGGACCCAGCUGUAAAAGCCAAAUAUGAGACUCAAUCAGCACAACUAAGUUUUCCUCACAACUUUGAGCGCAUAUUAAGGGAUGCAGACUCACCAGUUGAUAGAUCUUCCAAGGAAAAGAUGUUUGAUGAACUACAUGAUGGUGUGUUAUUACAUGAUAAAACUCAGUUGUAUUGGGUUGAUAAGAAGACCAACGCCAAUUGUUUUGUUUUGUUUGCAAGAGCACUAUCAAUCACUUGGGCAGAGAAUCCAAUUUACUGGAAAUGGAUACCGCAAAAUGAUGAAGGGCUGCCUGAGGUAGUUGAACUGAAGAAAGUUUGUUGGCUAGGAGUGCAUGGAAAAUUUGACACUAGAAAGCUUUCACCAGGAAUUUUAUAUCAAGUUAGAUUUAUUGUAAUGUUGAAAGAUCCGGCUCAGGGUUGGGAACGUCCGAUAAAUAUGAGACUAGUUCUUCCAGGAGGAAAGAAGCAGCAACGCAAGGUGAAUUUAAUGGAGAUGUUAAGGGGAAGCUGGACGGCGGUUCUGGUAGGUGAGUUUGUAGCAGGUGAGAAAGAUGGUGGUGAGAUGGAGAUAUCUUUGUUUGAAUAUGAUGGUGGUACGUGGAAGCAGGGGCUUGUCAUCAGAGGCAUUGGAAUCAAACCAAAAGAAUGAGGAAUAUAUAGUUAUGUGGGGGCUUGUCAUCAAAGGCAGUGCAAUCAAACCAAAAGAAUGAGGAAUAUAUAGUUAUGUAAUGUGGCAAUAAAGCUUAGUUUCUUUUGUAAUAAAUAAAACAGACAAAUCACCAUGAAUAGUCCUUUGGAUUGUUCAUAAUAUUAUGCAUACUAUACUGCAGUGUGUCAUUGUCAGAGGAGGGGUGAUGGCUCUAUGUUUGACACACAUGGGACAUUUGUCUCUGGCAAUGUUUUACAUAAGCUGCCCCAACUAGUAUCAUAUAUUUUUAGUGUUGCUCUAUAUAUUUCUGUUGAGUGUCUAAA